Messenger RNA from Microstroma glucosiphilum, 1002 nucleotides. RefSeq lists its product as hypothetical. The coding region runs from base 1 to 1002 and encodes 333 amino acids. The transcript is spliced from 2 exons. The record is from RefSeq and is a predicted model, not a curated record. Gene Ontology annotation, biological process: regulation of DNA-templated transcription; nuclear-transcribed mRNA poly(A) tail shortening. Lineage: Eukaryota; Fungi; Basidiomycota; Exobasidiomycetes; Microstromatales; Microstromataceae. Gene Ontology annotation, cellular component: CCR4-NOT core complex; P-body.
AUGCAGUCUCGGCCCUUCGACCUUGUUUCCCCACAGAAUUAUGCCACAAAGAUUGGAACGGCGCAACCGUCUGGUCUGCCUUCGCUAUCAACAAGUACAGGUGGUGCACAGACGUGGGCGCAGCCUUCGGCAGAUGGUUCAGGUGCAGGGUCAGCGGCAUUGAAUGGCGCAACUUCGCGGUCAUCACCAUCGCAGCAACAUCCACCGUCGGCAACGACGCCUGCAUCACAGAUUCUGUUUUCACCGGCUGACCGCUUUGGUCUAGCUGGUCUGCUGAGGAUAAUCAAGCUGCAAGCCGGUGGUCCGGGGGCGGGCGGAGCGAACGGCGCCAAGCCGGAAGACGUUGGGAUGCUGGCUCUGGGCAGCGAUCUGCAGUCGUUAGGUCUGGACGUGGGCAGUGAAGCUCCUUUACAUACGUCCUUCCACACUCCGUGGUCGAGUGAUGCUCAUCCCCUGCAACGUUCGCAGAUGGCGAUGAUCGAGCCCGACUUCCACCUCCCCUCGUGCUACAAUGUCCAGCCUCCGCCCCCAGCGCAGACAAAGGCGAUCAACUUCUCCGACGAGACCCUCUUCUUCAUCUUCUACUCCACUCCCCGCGAUGUUCUGCAAGAAGUAGCCGCCCACGAGCUGCACCGGCGCAACUGGCGUUUCCACAAGGAAUUGCAGCUCUGGCUUACAAAGGAGCCUUCAAUGGAACCAACACAGAAGACGCCCAUGUUUGAAAAGGGACAGUACAUGUUCUGGGACGUGGAGAGUUGGCAGAGGGUUACCAAGAACUUUGUACUCCUUUAUGAGCUCUUGGAGGAUAGGCCUGGGCAGGCAACGGCUUUGCAGGAAGUGUUGCAGCAGCAGCAGCAGCAGCAGAUGCAACAGCAGGCACAGCAGCAGCAGCAGCAACAACAUCAACAUCAUCAACAACACCAGCAGCAGCAGGCACAGCAGGCCACGCCUAUUACACCUGGAGGCAGUGGCAAUACUGAAGUUACUGCUGGUGGUCGCUGA